GCGGGCGGCCCCGUGCCCGGCGGCCACGACGAGCUCUGCAAAGGCACCCGCAACUACAAGCGGGCCCUGCUGCUGCGGCACCACCUCUCCGCCGAGCAUCGCCUCAACGAGCCGGGCAGCGCCGAGCAGGAGUCGGAGUUACCGUCAGAACUGAAUAAUGAAGGAUACUGUGAUUUUAACAGCAGGCCAAAUGAGAACUCUUACUGCUAUCAGCUCCUGCAAGAACUAAAUGAGCAGAGGAAGAAAGGCAUUCUUUGUGAUGUCAAUAUUGUGGUGAGUGGGAGGGUCUUCAGAGCUCACAAGAACAUCCUGGUUGCAGGCAGCCGCUUCUUUAAGACUCUGUAUUGCUUUACAAACAAAGAAAGCCGUAACCAAACCACUGUUACCUAUUUAGAUGUUGUUGCUGUUCAAGGUUUUUCUGUCAUUUUGGACUUCUUGUAUUCUGGUAACCUCGUGCUUACGAGCCAAAACGCCAUUGAAGUGAUGUCAGUGGCCAGCUACCUUCAGAUGACGGAGGUUGUCCAGUCUUGCCGCAAUUUCAUUAAAGAUGCCUUAAACAUAAGUAUAAAAUCAGAAGCUCCGGAGACCGUUGUAGUGGAUUAUAACAGGAGGUCUGUGAGUAGGGAUGGUAUGUCUCCAAGGGAUCAGAAAGUUGCCAGCUUCUGGGCAACACGAAACCUUACCAACUUGGCGAGUAGCAUAAAAACUGAGAACGAUGGUUAUUCGAUUGAUGAGGCCCAAAUUGAAAGCUACCAAAUGAAUGACUGCAGUUGGGUCCAGGACAGCUCACCUGAAAUGGCUGAAAAUGAGUCUCAAGGUGAGGGAAAAGUUUUCGUGUGGAAUGACAUGGGCUCACAGGGACAAUCAGUUCAAGAACCUGGAAAAGCAAGAAGGAAAAACCAAACUGCAAAAAGAUUUAUUUAUAAUAUACCGCCUAAUACUGAAGAGAACUCAGAAGAUUGCUCAGUGUUGCAACCAUCAGUCCCAUAUCCAGAAGAAGAUCUGUCAUUCAUUAAAGAAGAAGCAGGGACAUCAAGUGACUUCAAGUAUGGACUGCUGCCGGGGACAUCAAGUGACUUCAAGUAUGGACUACUGCCGGGUACUUCAAGUGACUUCAAGUAUGGACUGCUGCCGGGUACUUCAAGUGACUUCAAGUAUGGUUUGCUGCCAGAAUCUUGGCCAAAAGAUGCUUGGGAAAAUGGCGAUUCCUCUGCUUUAAUCAUGAACAAGCUGAAGUGUCCACACUGUAAUUACGUAGCCAAAUACAGAAGAACACUAAAGAGACACUUGCUCAUUCACACAGGCGUGAGGUCUUUCAGUUGUGACAUCUGUGGGAAGCUGUUUACUCGAAGAGAGCACGUCAAGAGACAUUCCUUGGUGCAUAAAAAGGAUAAAAAGUAUAAAUGCAUGGUAUGUAAGAAGAUCUUCAUGCUAGCAGCCAGUGUUGGAAUAAGACACGGAUCUCGACGCUAUGGAGUUUGUGUAGACUGUGCAGAUAAAUCUCAGCCUGGAGGGCAAGAGGGAGCAGACCAGGUGCAGGACACAGAUUUCCCUAGGGAUGAAGAAUAUGAAGAAAAUGAAGUGGGAGAAGGUGAUGAAGAGCUUGGUGAUGACGUAGAAGAACAGAAUGACCAGUCUCGAUGGGAUGAAUCUGGCGAAGUUUGUAUGCCUUUAGAUGACUGACGAGAGCAUAUGACUUCAGGGUGCUGCAGAUGGACACUAUAUGGAUUGACUAUUUGAAUUUUGGACUGAAGGCUUGUGAAAUAUGGUACAGGCUGGAUGGUAGUUAAGUUGCUGUGAAAAAUGUAGGGUCAAAGCCUUAUAGCAAAAAAAAUAAAAGGAUUAUUAAUUUUUUUAUGAUAUUUGCACAGGACUGUACAGCAUACAACCGUUUGGUUGAAUUAUACAGAGUCCUCACAUCUACAGUCAGUUAUCAAAAGAAAAAUGUAUUUUUUAUUAUUUAUAGGAUAUAGCUACUUGGGUCCUAUUCAGAUAUAGUAACUGUACUUACAUUAUACAUUCAUGUAUCUGUUAACAUGAAUGAAGAUUGCAACUUGGUAUGGAAGUACAAAGACAGCAUCCCCAAAUCCACUCAUACUUCUAGUGAACCAGUAAUGCUAAUUUGGGCUAGUGGGCUUGCUUCCACAAGCAUGUCUUUGCCAUACAAACUUUACCUCUCCCAUAUGCUGAUAGGUGAAAGCCAAUUACUUAAAUAUGCAUCAUGGAUAAUGCCAAGAAUUUAUUGAAAUUUGGUUUUAAAAGUUUUGGCUUUAAGCCAGCAGGUGGUACAGGUGAUAAGCACUGGAGAAGUUAAUAAUGGCAUUAAUUUAGUCUAUUUCUUCACAGUUUGGAAUUUUCAAGAAAGUUGCUAUUGACUUAACAGUUCCAGAGUAAUCUUGCAGGAGGAAUGACCGGUUAUCAAAGUAAUGGACUGAUCAGAGCAUGGGCUGCUCUUCUGCCACUUAGUCAAAAGAGACAGUCAUAUUCAAAAAUGUCUGUAAUAAAGCUUCUUUCCCCCUCUAAGGCUCCCCCUCUUCACAUUUUUUACUUCCCUGCUGUAUACCUCAGUCCUACAAAAUAAAAGUCCAAGGAAUGGAGAAAGUGUCAUAUUAAACAACUUUUUGAUAUAUAAUUUCUUGUCCGCUUUUUGGCUAGUUGAUGUGAUAUAAAUUGGACACUAGGCUCUUGUGCCCAUUGUUCGUCAUUUAAAAUGAACACAAACUAUUUUUUAUUCUUUUGUAUUUAAUGGGAUAUUGCUAGCAUUUAAUAUAAACCAGUUACAUUUAACUCGAUUUAAUUUGCUGGAUUUUCUUUUUUUAAAAAAGGAAAACAAAACAAAGUCCAAAGCAAAACAACGCUCUUUGAGUUGUGUACUUUUCAGGAUGAUCUGCUCCCUAUGCUCUUUAUUUCAAAUUUUCUAUAAGGCAUUUAAACUUGAAUUUUUGUAGCGAUGUGGAUUUUUUUUCUUAAGCUUGUAAUAUUGUACCAAUGAUUUUCAGGCCUCUUUCGUAGGGAGGGGAGGGCAUUACAUCUUUAUCUUAAACUCUUGUGUGUUGUCUAGCCGAAGACAAACGAGUUCAGGCAAUCAUCAGAACAAUCCAUCUGAUGUGCUGUUAUGUCACAGCAAGUAAAUAUGCAGAGCAUUUAUCAUAACACAUAGCUAGGCCAGUGUGACAGUACUGUAUAAAAACCAAUUGAGGGUCACCAUAUUCUUCAGCUUUGUUUAAUUUUAAAAGGAGUAUAUUUUUCCUAUUUUAUAUCAGGUAACUAAAUUAUGCUAGUUGUGUGAUAACCUUGAACUAUGCUUUGAUGGACAGAAUCUUAAUGGUGCUCCAUCUGAUCCAAGUUGGUAUGUAUUUAAAGAGACGAGCUUUACUGUUGUCCUUUCCAUCAGUAGAACAGUAACAUGAUGUGAAGACAUUGUUUUUGCUGAUUGAAGCUGAGUUUGAACUACAGUUAUAUGGGAAUUAAAAUACCUUUUUUUUAUCAUCAAUUUGUUUCAUUGGUAGUUUCCACGUUAUUGUAAACCUGACAGAUGAUUAGUUUUCUCGGGGCGGGGUGGGUGGGUGCCUUUUCUUUUCUUUUUUUACACUGAAGAAUACAUCUUUAUUCUCAUUGUUCUAUACUGAAACAAGUAAUGUGUAAUUCUGGUGGGGUCCAAAGUAGAAAUUAGUUGGGCAAAGAUGAUAUGAAUGAAAAAGUAUUUUAAACGUUAAAGUAAUGUUCUGCUUUGUGAAUAUGUAAGUAUAGCAUAAAGAUUUUUCCAUCCCAUUUAUCCCCUUUAAAACCAUAGUUUACAAUUGGUAGAUCUGUCUAUAUAUAUAAAUAUAUAUAUAUAUAUCUGAAAUUCACCUAAAUCUGCUUUAUUAGAAUACUGCUCACUUAAUGCUUAGAAACUGGACCUGGCUCUACAUUCUUAAUGUAUCUUCCUUUUUCUGUUGAUUUUUUUUGUUUGUUUAUUUUUCCCUCGAGGUAUGAACUUAUUCUCUUGGAACUGAAUCUUCUUUUACUACUUAAAUCAUUUAUGUAUAUCUGGUAAAUUAUGACCAAAUUUGUUGUUAGACUGCAUACAGUAAAUUGAAAUAUACACUUGGUACACUACA
Messenger RNA from Meleagris gallopavo (turkey), 4103 nucleotides. It is a transcript of the gene ZBTB10, whose product is annotated as zinc finger and BTB domain containing 10. Gene Ontology annotation, biological process: regulation of transcription by RNA polymerase II. Gene Ontology annotation, molecular function: RNA polymerase II cis-regulatory region sequence-specific DNA binding; DNA-binding transcription factor activity, RNA polymerase II-specific; protein binding. The record is from RefSeq and is a predicted model, not a curated record. Lineage: Eukaryota; Metazoa; Chordata; Aves; Galliformes; Phasianidae.